This is a messenger RNA of Saccharomyces kudriavzevii IFO 1802, 906 nucleotides long. It is a transcript of the gene DOS2, whose product is annotated as Dos2p. The record is from RefSeq and is a predicted model, not a curated record. The coding region runs from base 1 to 906 and encodes 301 amino acids. NCBI's taxonomy places the organism in Eukaryota, Fungi, Ascomycota, Saccharomycetes, Saccharomycetales, Saccharomycetaceae. Gene Ontology annotation, cellular component: cytoplasm. The transcript has a single exon.
AUGGAUUUUUUUUACGAAGAACAAGUAGCUAACCUUGAAGACAGUUAUUCAAAUAAUCCUCAUACGAAGGAAGCUGAGCCAGCGGAACAUAACGAGAAUGGCGAACUCCAGAGCCGAGAUGACAAAACAAAUGAGGCCUUCCAGAUGCUAGAAGAAGAAGUAAAUAAGCAAUACGAAAAGACUACGAGUGUAUUUAAAAAGUUGGUUGUCGAAAAAGAUGAUGGCAUUGAAAUCAACUUACCUAUUAGUAAUGAAACAACAGAAGCUGCUCAAAAGUAUUUAAAAAAGCUAGACGAGAAUAUUCACAACGUGGAGAAUUUAGCUCAGUCAUACUGGAGCAAAAUGAAGACCAAGACUUUCUGGUCCGGUUUUGGUAGCGUCAAUAAUACCAUAAACAAUAACUCUGUUGACAUUGGUCAGGAUUUAAAAGAGAAAGAGAUUGCUGUGGGUGGGAAUAGAACAGAAGCUGAGCUAAGGACAUUAACAAAGGAUGAGUCGAUUUACUUAGACAACAAGAUGGAUUUGAAAGAGGAGUCAUUUGAUGUAGAUGAAAAAACCGACGAAAUAUGUCUUAUUUUACAGAAUGAUAAGGAUAUUUCCAAAUUAAUGAACGACAUUGUGCCUCAUCAAAUCAGUUAUAAAGAUUUCUGGCAUAUAUAUUUCUUACAAAGAAACAGGAUUUUAGAUAAAGAAACUAAAAGAAAGGAAAUUUUGUCUAAGAAGGAAAAGGAGGCGGGAGAGGAGGAAGUCAACUGGGAUGAUGAAGAUGAGGAAAUAGAAGGAGAGGCCGGCGCCAGACGUGAAAAUGAAACCAAAGUUGAAGAGCCAAAAAGGGAAAUAGAACAAGUUAACAACAAUGAAACCUAUGGCGACGAGAACGAUGACGAUGAUGAUGACUGGGAAUGA